Messenger RNA from Naegleria fowleri, 1833 nucleotides. RefSeq lists its product as uncharacterized. The record is from RefSeq and is a predicted model, not a curated record. The transcript has a single exon. NCBI's taxonomy places the organism in Eukaryota, Heterolobosea, Eutetramitea, Acrasida, Naegleriidae. Bases 1 to 1833 code for a protein of 610 amino acids.
AUGUUAGCAGCAGUCUUUGUCACAUUAAUCAAGGAUUUACAACAACAGAAGGAUCUUGUAUUGAAUCCGAUUCAUCUAGUAACCAAGAAAGGUCUAGAUUUAUUCAGACUCAUUCUGGAUCUAAGGAAGAUGAAUCUGGGAAUAGAUUUAGAAUCUUUCAAGAUGGAAACUUUACUCAAUACAAUCAAAAUACUCAAACCAGGGACUUGGGCUACCAAGAUCGAUCUUUCGAAAGGUUACUACCAUAUCCCAAUACACCCCAAUUCUCGCAAAUUAUUGGGAUUCAUAUGGAACAACCAAUUUUAUCAUUUCAAUGUCCUACCAUUUGGCCUAUCGUCAGCUCCCAGAAUAUUUACAAAGAUUAUGAAACAGGUUGUCAAGAAAUGGAGAUUUCAAGGAAUGAUCAUCUUCAUUUACAUCGACGACAUUCUAAUUCUCAGUUUCAUGGGAAAGGAACAUUGCCGAAUGCAAACCCUUCAAGUAUUAGCGGAUAUGAAAUACCUGGGUUUCAUGAUUCAACCUUCCAAAUGUAUUCUGGAACCAACUCAAUCGAUAGAAUACUUGGGCCUACAACUAGAUUUUUUGAAUGGGAAAGUACUAAUCCCACAACAGAAAAAGGAAAUUGCAUUAGAAAGAAUCAAUCAAAUGACCUCCAUGGCCAUAAUGCACCAAUCCAUCUCUUGUCGCAAGAUCGCUCAAUUCCUGGGAAAAAUCGAAUUUCUAAGUAAAGCGGAGAAAGCAAUACCAGUGUUUUGCUACCGCCUCAAAAGAAGUAUGAACUCCAUAGUUCAAAAGAAAGGUUGGUCAGCAACCAUGAGAAUAUUUCAAAACUGUCUGAAGGAUUUGAAAAUUCUCAAAACAUUAAUUCAGAAUUCUCAAGGAACUCCCUUCGAACUAUCAUGGGAUCUCAAGAGAAUUUAUACGGACAGCUCCUUACAGGGAUUUGGUGCUAUCCAGAACAACAAUGUCUUGGGAUCCCUCAACUCAACAUCAACAUAUCAACGAGAAGGAAUUGACAACAGCUUUGGUUUUCCUAAAGGAAGCAGUUCAAUUACAUCUUUAUCCUCCAAAAACUCAAUUCCAUCUAAUUUCAGACAAUACAACAGCAGUUUCCUAUCUCAAGAAGGGUUAUGGUCCAGUGGAUUCCCUAGCAACAAUUGCAAGGAGAAUAUGGAAACUUUUAAUGAAACAAGAAUGGUCCAUACUGAAAGUGAGCUAUAUUCCAACAAUGGAAAAUGUCACAGCAGAUCACCUAUCGAGGAUGGGAGAAUGGGAAACUUCUCAAGAGUUAUUCAACCUCCUCAAUCAAAAAUAUGGCCCAUUUACAGUGGACAGGUUUGCCUCCAAGGACAACCACCAUUUAAUCAAAUUCAAUUCUUGGAAUCAUCAACAAGAUGCUUUCAACGAGGAUUGGAAUCAAGACAACAAUUACAUGGUUCCUCCUCUUUCCUUGAUUCCUCAAACCAUCUUGAAAAUCAUCAAGAACCAAGCGAAGGGUUUAUUGAUUAUUCCCAAUUGGAGCAGCUCUUAGUGGUAUCCACUACUGCUAAGAAUCUCAGUCGAGACAGAAUCAUUUCAUCCAAAGAUGCUUAUCAACAAGCAAUCAUCAGAGCUAUUGAAAAACUCAAAAUGGACCGAGUUCUUAGCAGUGAACGGAGAACUCUAGUAACUGAUGGUUAUAGAUGUCUCUGCAUUGAAACUAAAUAUUCCAGUAAUUACAUUUUCAAUCUAUGGAGACGUUUUAAAAGAUAUCAGAAUUAUAGAUUUUGGUAUCAACUUCCGUUCACUUAUGAGUCUGCAGAAGAAUUUAUUUAUCAUAAAUUAGAUUCUUAA